AUGCCUGCUGCAUCAUUUGAACACAAUGAAAAUGACGACUUUGCUGAUGAAGAGGAGGUGCAGUCCUUUGGUUAUAAGAGGUUUGGAAUUCAGGAGGGUACAGAGUGCACCAAGUGUAAAAAUGACUGGGCUCUGAGGGCGGCUAUUGCACUUCUCUACGUGCUCUGUGCACUGCUCACCAUCGCUGUGGCUGUCCUAGGAUACAAAGUGGUCCAGAGAAUGGACAAUGUGACCGAGGGCAUGCAGAAUUAUGGAGGCAAGAUCAACGCUGUGGAGACAGAUUUGAAGAAAUUAGAUGAUCAGACAGGAGAGAAGUCCGUUAAUGCCACAAGUGAAAUCAAGACUUUCAAGUCAGAUCUGGAGUUCUUACAGAACAAACUGAAUGACAUUGCACUCAGGGCAACCAGAAACAGAGACGUCCUGGAUGAGCUUCGGAUCACAGGCGAUGACGUGCAAAAUGGCCACGGGUCCCUGCAGAGCUUUCUGGAAGGAAAUGCGGCCUCACUGCGUGGCCUCAACCAGACCCUGAUCUCUUACAGUGGUGUGAUUGACAACCUCCAAACGGACACAGUACGGCUCCAGUCAGAGAUACAGGGCCAGGUCAAAGAGCAGAGCCAGACCCAGGUUACUGUCAAUGCACUAAACAUCACACAGUCCCAGCAACGCAGUCUGCUCGGCACACUGCAGAAGACGGUGGAAGAGGCAGGACAGGCGGUGCAGAAACUGAAAAAUGAUUAUCAGGGUCUGCAGCAGACGGCCAGACAGAAUAGGGCUGACACAGAGUGGCUGAAGGAAAAGGUGCAAAAUCUCCAGGUUUUGGCAGCGAACAACUCAGCCCUGGCCCGGUCCAAUGAGGAAUCUCUUAAUGACUUGGAUGCUCAGCUCAGCACUCUGGCCAGUCAGAUCCAGAACACCUCGGCCCUCACCGAGGGACAGGACCAGAGGAUGCGUGAGCUGAUGGACCACCAGAGAGACCACGAUAACACCACCUCAUCCAUGUUUGAUAAGAUAGAAGCACGAUUAGACACACAUGAGAACGACAUGGACCGCGUGACUGGAAACAUGAGCUUUGCCACGCAGGUCCUCGGUGCCAUCAGCGUCGACCUGACCGGCCUGAGGUCCUGUGCUGAGACAGUGAUUCGACAUUCAGACCUGUUACUGGCACUGAAUGGUAGCGUGACCGAGGCCCAAGCAGAGGGCAAAGAGCUGCGCAGCCAGCAGGAUGAGCUGACAGCCAGGCUGGACAGAGAGGUCAACAACCUGUCGAUGGUGAUGGAGGAGAUGAAGCUUGUGGACAGCAAGCACUCUCAGCUCAUCACCAACUUCACCAUCCUGCAGGGUCCACCGGGUCCAAGGGGCUCCAAGGGAGACAAGGGUCCACAGGGGCCACUGGGCCAGACAGGGCAAAAGGGUGAUAAAGGAGACAAAGGGAUGCUAGGACAGGUGGGACCCAAAGGAGAGAAAGGUGCUGCUGGACCACCAGGUUCGAUAGGUCCUAAGGGUGCAAAUGGUGGUCGGGGUCUUCCGGGGUCCAAAGGAUCGAGAGGCCCUGGAGGUCGAUCUGGAAACCCUGGUGAUAAAGGUGACCCAGGGACUGCAGGGCUUCCUGGCAGGGAUGGACAGCCAGGGAUGCCAGGACCACAAGGGCCACAGGGCCCCAGAGGUGCAUUUGGACCGGCAGGAUUGGAUGGGCCUAGGGGUUCUGUUGGACCUAUUGGCCCUCCCGGCCCUCCAGGGCUACCAGGGUUACCUGCAGCUGCACCUCCCAUAAUAUUAAAGCCAACUCAGUCCGCUCAGGUCCCUGGAUCUCCCAAAGCACCUGAACCUUCCAAACCAGCCGAGGAACCACAAGGCUCUGUGUCCCGGCAGGUCCAGCCCUCUGUGGCCACCACUCCGACGCCUGGUUGUCCAUCUGGGUUCAGAAAGUUUGGAGACAGCUGCUAUUACUUCUCCUCUGAUCCCCAGAGAGUCAAAUUUGAUGAGGCCAACCAGUUAUGCACUAACAUGUCAUCUUAUAUGCUCAUUAUCAAUGACAAUGAAGAGCAGCAAUUUGUGAGAGAUGCAAUAACAGGAAAAGGUUAUUUCUGGCUGGGCCUGACUGACAGACAUGAGGAAAAUGUCUGGAAGUGGGUGGACGGGACCCUACCUGUUUUCAACAAGUGGAAGCCUGGCCAACCUGAUAACUGGACCAACGGUCAUAAAGACGGCGAGGACUGUGCUGGUCUUAUCCGUAAUGCCUACUGGAAUGAUUUCUACUGCACUGAGCGCAUCGGUUUCAUCUGUGAACGGGCCUCUGACUUGUCUCUUGGAGGAAGGUGAACAGGCUGAAGUUGAAGUUGCAGUGACAAUGAAGGAGAUGAGGAGGAGCUCUCUGUGAAAAGAGGCCCCUGAUGAAGCCAGCCCACAUGAGCAUCACUGAGACUUGGGUUGAUCUUUGUGUUAAAGGCACUUUACAACACAGCGUUACAACAAAGCACAGAGCCAGCCCACUACGGCCUUUUUGUAGUAUUUGUACUGAAGGAAACAUAAGAAUGUAGUAAUCAACACUACACAAAAAUAUAAACGCAACCCGCAGGAUUUUUUAAAUGUUAGAAAUCACAGAACAUUCACUAUUCAGUGGAAAAAACAACAACUGGAGGUUAUAUUCUGGAGCACGUGUGCAGGCAUUUGAACAACUUGGGGAACAGUUGUCCAGUUUCUCGACUCAAUAUCUCAAAUGGAUCUUGUGCUGUCAUGGUGACACGUGGUGGAGGGACACACAGUGCUGCUAAACUCUUGGAAACGUCUUCUGAGACAGCUGAUGGUUGAAUGAUGGACAUUCAGUUCUGCAGGCUCGGCCCCGGUUGGCUCUCCUUCAAUCAAUAUGCCAUCUGCACGCUUGUGUUCUUGGAAAAAGUAGUAGAAAUGUCAUUGCAGCUCAUGAACAAUGGGAACGAAAAGAAAAGUGUUGCGUUUAUAUUUUUGUUCAUUUUAUUCAGGCUAUACUAUGUCAUUGUUUGGUGUACCCACUUUUGUACAGGUGUAUCUGUAAAUAAUAAUUCACAAACCAUACCAUUUUAUUUCUUAACUGCCUUGUCAAUCUUUCCAUUAACAGAAAAUCUAUGUCAGAGGAUUAUGUUGUUAAUAGAGUUACAACUAUUUUUAUACCAUCACAUAUAUAACGCAGAUCCAGAAGAUUAUGAGCACCCGCUCACCAUCAGCAAAAGACUGCAAACUCAGAUAACAAAUAAUGUAAAUUUCACCUUUCUGCAAACUGAAAUAUUCAUGUCAUUUUUUUUAUAAUAGAUGCUCAGUGUGAGCAGUGCUGCUGUUUUAUAAAGGAUCCUAUUUCUUAGAUUUUAGACUGCCAGUUUUAUACAGUAUGAGGCAUACAUUAACAAUAUGUUGUUGUUUUGUAAUGUAGCCAUAUACGAUGAUUUACUCAUUAUGUCUAAUACAAUAUGUGGAAUAUGUUACAUGAUUAUUAUUUGCAUAAUCAGUUGUUAUGAACAAUAGCAGUUGGCUCAUUGUGCCUUAAUUAAAUGACCAGGUUUCUCUGGAUAAGGCCAGGACACUUAUCACAAUA
This is a messenger RNA of Paralichthys olivaceus (Japanese flounder), 3565 nucleotides long. NCBI's taxonomy places the organism in Eukaryota, Metazoa, Chordata, Actinopteri, Pleuronectiformes, Paralichthyidae. The record is from RefSeq and is a predicted model, not a curated record.